CCGAUAAUAGACCAGUUUGGGUUGUACUAGAUGAUCCCUUUUUAACACCACUUCAUAUGGGAUUUGGGAAGAAGAAAGUUAAGGGGUGUGUUUGGAAAGAAAAAAACACGGGGAAUAAAUAAGUAAAACUGGGUGUGUAAAAAGUCAGGCCCUGUUCAUGUAUUGUGUGAGACCCAAGAUUUUGAUGGUAGGGAUUUGGGUAAAUGCCCGUUGUCGUGGGACCCUAUUUGCAGGAACCCAAAAGGUUUAUGCUUGAAUUCUGUUUUUGUGCCAGUAAUGGCGAAAACAAACAAGUCGCAAGAAGAAAUUGCGUGUGAAGCUAUUAAACACGCUUUGAAGGCACUGCGGAAGCGCCAUUUGCUUGAAGAAGCCGCUCAUGGUCCCGCUGUUCUAGCUCUUUCUAGACCCUUUGUUUCUCAGGGCUCUGAGUGGAAAGAGAAAGCAGAGAAUCUUCAAGUGGAACUUCAGCAAUGCUACAAAGCUCAAUCUCGGCUGUCUGAGCAACUUGUUGUGGAAGUAGCUGAGUCCAGAGCUUCAAAAGCGUUGGUUCAAGAGAAAGAAAAUGCAGUUGCUGAUUUGCAAAAGGAAUUGACUGAAUUGAGGGAUGAGUGCUCUCAAUUAAAGGAAGACUUGGAAGAAAAGUUUAAAUCUCUAGAAGUGCUUGUCAGUGAGAAUACUGAACUUAAAGCCCAACUGCAGCAGAUGACUACUAAAGCAAAUAAAGCUGAAGCUGAGAAUAAGAUGUUGAUUGACCGCUGGAUGUUGGAAAAGAUGAAGGAUGCUGAACGCCUAAACGAGGCUAAUGCACUGUACGAAGACAUGGUCGAGAAGCUAAAGGCCAGUGGCUUAGAGCAACUUGCAAGGCAGCAGGUGGAUGGUAUAGUUCGCCAAAGUGAAGAAGGUGCUGAGUUUUUUUUAGAGUCAAACAUUCCUUCCACAUGUAAAUACAGGCUUCGUGCACAUGAAGGUGGUUGUGCUUCCAUGUUGUUUGAGUACAAUUCCAGUAAAUUGAUUACUGGGGGACAGGAUCGGUUAGUUAAAAUGUGGGAUACAAAUACCGGAUCCUUAUCUUCUACUCUUCAUGGCUGCCUUGGCUCAGUAUUAGAUCUCACUAUCACCCAUGAUAACCGAUCUGUCAUUGCUGCAAGCAGCUCGAACAACUUGUAUGUAUGGGAUGUCCACUCAGGCCGUGUCCGUCAUACCCUUACUGGCCACACAGAUAAAGUUUGUGCUGUUGAUGUGAGCAAGAUUUCAAGUCGUCAUGUUGUCAGUGCUGCUUAUGAUCGUACCAUAAAAGUUUGGGACCUAGUGAAAGGUUACUGCACCAACACAAUCAUUUUUCACAGCAACUGCAAUGCUCUCUCCUUCAGCAUGGAUGGUCAGACCAUAUUUGCAGGACAUGUUGAUGGUAAUCUUCGGUUAUGGGACAUUCAGAGCGGAAAGCUACUCAGCGAGGUUGCUGCACAUACAUCUGCAGUUACAUCAAUAUCCCUUUCUCGAAAUGGAAAUUUUGUACUGACCAGUGGAAGGGACAAUUUGCACAAUUUGUUUGACGUGCGAUCUCUUGAAGUUUGUAGCACACUAAAAGCGGCAGGAAACAGAGUUGCUUCUAACUGGAGUCGCUCCUGUUUUAGUCCAGAUGACAAUCACGUUGCUGCUGGGUCUGCCGAUGGAUCUGUGUAUAUUUGGUCAAUUUCUAAAGGUGAUAUAGUCGGUACGCUCAAGGAACACACUUCUUCUGUUCUGUCUUGUACGUGGAGCGGCAUCAGAAAACCCCUAGCUUCAGCUGACAAGAAUGGGGUAGUUUGUGUCUGGACAUAAUGGCCUUUUGCAUACACUCUGCUUUGACCCCACUAAAAUUGAAAAAGGCUUCAAUAUAUAUAUGCAAGGAAGUGUGUGCUAUGGCUCAGUUGACUGCCUCAAUUCUUCGUUUCUGUUUUAUGUUCAUACAAGGUAUAUUAUCAACCAUGUAUAUUCCAUUUUUAAUGAAGUUUCAUUUAAACUGGUCUCAGGGAUUAUUUCGAUGAACUUCUUUACAAUAACUUUUAGGAGAGAAAAAUAAGAAAACAAGUUAGAAUUUA
Molecule: messenger RNA, 2081 nt
Organism: Vigna radiata var. radiata (mung bean)
Lineage: Eukaryota; Viridiplantae; Streptophyta; Magnoliopsida; Fabales; Fabaceae
Product: autophagy-related protein 16
Exons: 5
Coding region: 277-1821 (514 amino acids)
Biological process (GO): autophagosome assembly
Cellular component (GO): autophagosome membrane
Molecular function (GO): protein binding
Source: RefSeq, a predicted model, not a curated record